AGGAUGGAUUAGGAUCCAGCCAUCAUCACCUCCACAUUAUUAAGAAUCUCUCUUCUUGCUCGUGUUAGCGUAUAUAAAACCACUAGGCAUAUUCCGAAAAGGAUUCAAACAAAACGGAGUUAUCAAUGGAGAGUGAAGGAAUAACAAAGGAAGAAGAACUUCUUAAUAGAGGUCCAUGGAAACCAGAAGAAGAUUUACUUCUUACUAGAUACAUUGAGACCUGCGGUGAGGGAAAAUGGGCUACUGUUUCUAAGAGAUCAGGUCUUAUGAGAGGUGGAAAGAGUUGUAGAUUAAGAUGGAAGAAUUAUCUUAGACCAAAUCUAAAACGAGGCGAUAUGUCAGAGGCAGAAGAAGACCUUAUCAUUCGCAUGCACAAACUUCUUGGCAAUCGGUGGUCAUUGAUAGCAGGCCGGUUGCCGGGUAGAACAGAUAAUGAAGUUAAGAAUUAUUGGAACACACAUUUAACCAAGAGGGAGAUCAUUCAACAUGCCAAACCAGAUGUACCCAUGUCCAAGAGAAGAAAGCUACUUGAUCACUCAGCAGACAAGGACAGUACUGAAUCCACCUGCGACGACCAAAGUCCUAAUAGCAAAACUAAUGACGAGUCAGUUAAUGAAACAGAAAGAAGCACCGUAAAUGGAGUAACAGACGACGAAAGCAAAGUUACAAUGAGUGAAGUGGUUUCUCAUUCCUGGAUGGAUCAUAUGAAGUGCGGCAGCAAUAAUGAUAUGCAAUCUCAUUGGUUCCCGAUGGAUGGGAAAUUCUUCGAUGAACCGUACUUGACAUCUCUUGACUCGAUGUAUUUUCUCGAUUCAUAUUAUGGAGUUGGUAUAGAGAACUACUCUUGGACUGAAUCUUUUACGUACGGUUUGGACGAUCUGUACCCGAUUUCAUAUAGUUAGAUUCUAGAUAUGUUCUUGGUUAGUGUUUUUUUACUUUCUUGCAAAGGUCUUCCUAGUGUCAAUUUGUUUAAUUAUGGCUUUUUUAGAGUUAAUGAUCAUGUCUUUGAAUCUAUAUUGUUUGUGUACGUAACUAUCUUUAGUCAUGAACUAAGAUGGUGAUUAGAUGUAAUAAAGAAGAAUCUCAACUUUUCA
Molecule: messenger RNA, 1094 nt
Organism: Papaver somniferum (opium poppy)
Lineage: Eukaryota; Viridiplantae; Streptophyta; Magnoliopsida; Ranunculales; Papaveraceae
Product: transcription factor MYB82-like
Exons: 3
Coding region: 126-902 (258 amino acids)
Source: RefSeq, a predicted model, not a curated record